Messenger RNA from Cicer arietinum (chickpea), 2050 nucleotides. Its product is annotated as L-ascorbate oxidase homolog. The record is from RefSeq and is a predicted model, not a curated record. NCBI's taxonomy places the organism in Eukaryota, Viridiplantae, Streptophyta, Magnoliopsida, Fabales, Fabaceae. Gene Ontology annotation, molecular function: oxidoreductase activity; copper ion binding.
UAAGCAAUGGGGGUAGUGUUCUCAUCUUAACUCAUUCCACUUACAAAAAUAAUAUAAGGUAUAGUAAUUUAAAAAGAAGAAAAAAAGGAAAGAAAUUCGAAAAAAGGAAAAUAUGGAGAGGGCAACGUUUUUGCUUUUGCUAUGUCUCUUGGCUGGUACGAUGUCAACGGUUAAGGGUGAAGACCCUUACUUCUAUUUCACAUGGAAUAUCACCUAUGGUACAAUCUCCCCUGCAGGUGUUCCUCAACAGGUUAUUCUUAUCAACAACGAAUUUCCUGGACCCAACAUCAACUCCACUAGUAACAAUAACAUCGUAGUUAAUGUCUUCAACAACCUCGAUGAGCCAUUCCUUUUCACAUGGGCUGGAAUUCAGCAAAGGAAGAACUCAUGGCAAGAUGGUGUAGCAGGAACAAACUGUCCCAUCCCAGUAGGAUCAAACUUCACAUACCAUUUUCAAGUGAAGGAUCAAAUCGGUAGUUACUUCUACUACCCCAGCUUAGGUAUGCACAGAGCAGCCGGUGGUUUCGGAGGCCUCCGCGUAAACAGCAGGUUACUCAUUCCCGUACCAUACGCCGAUCCCGAAGACGAUUACACCGUCUUAAUCGGUGACUGGUACACCAAAAGCCACACCGCCCUCGCAAAAUUACUCGACAGCGGGCGUUCCCUCGGAAGACCACAAGCUGUUCUUGUGAACGGCCAAGUCGCUAAAGGUGAUGGUUCCGACAAACCACUCUUCACAAUGAAGCCAGGAAAAACCUACAAAUACAGAAUCUGCAAUGUUGGUCUUAAAAACUCUCUCAACUUCAGAAUCCAAGGUCAUCCAAUGAAGUUAGUUGAAUUUGAAGGGUCCCACACCGUUCAAAACAGUUACGAUUCACUUGAUGUCCACUUGGGCCAAUGUUUUGGUGUUCUCGUAACUGCUGAUAAAGAUCCUAAAGAUUAUUACAUGGUUGCUUCAACCCGUUUCACUAAAUCAAUUGUCACUGGUAAAGGUAUUAUCCGUUAUACUAACGGUAAAGGCCCAGCUUCACCUGAACUACCCGAAGCUCCAGUGGGCUGGGCUUGGUCUUUGAACCAAUUCCGUUCUUUCCAUUGGAACUUGACCGCUAGUGCUGCAAGGCCUAACCCACAAGGUUCUUACCAUUACGGACAGAUCAACAUUACCCGAACCGUUAAACUCAUUAACAGUGUUAGCAGAGAUAAUAGUAAACUCCGUUAUGCACUUAACGGAAUCUCCCACGUGGACCCCGAAACCCCACUUAAACUCGCUGAAUAUUUCGGAAUUGCUGAAAAGGUCUUCAAAUACGACAGUAUUCCUGAUAUGCCACAAAGCGUUCCAAGCAGUGUUACGUUGCAACCCAAUGUUCUUAAUUUCAAGCACCGCACUUUCAUUGAGAUCAUUUUUGAGAACCAUGAGAAAAGUGUUCAGUCUUUUAAUUUGAAUGGAUACUCAUUCUUUAAAGUAGCCAUUGAGCCAGGGACGUGGACACCGGAGAAAAGAAAGUGCUACAACUUGCUUGAUGCAGUGAGCAGACACACAGUUCAAGUGUUUCCAAAAUCAUGGGCUGCAAUAAUGUUGACAUUUGACAACGUUGGAGUAUGGAAUUUGAGGUCAGAGCUUGCUGAGAAUCGUUACUUGGGACAACAAUUGUACAUAAGUGUGAUAACACCAGAACGUUCACUUAGGGAUGAGUACAACAUUCCUGAGAAUAGCUUGCUCUGUGGACUUGUUAAGGGUCUGCCAAAGCCUCCAUCAUAUGUCUAAUUUAAUUCAUUGCUUAAUUCUUUUUUAAGUUAUAUUUGUAACAUGUAACUAGCAUUCCCCUGAAAAGUCCCUAAGCUAAAGUUGAGCUAGGAAUUUUGUAACAGGGUGAAGUCGAGAAUAACUAGGACUUUUUGAAGCAUUAUUAGAAUCAUGUUGUUGAUCAAUUUGGAUCAACUUUUUAGGUAUUCCAUUACAUUUUUGUACUUUCAGUUGGUGUCUUAAUCCUACAAUUUUAUCCAUAAAGUUGUACUCCUUUCCUUUUAUCUAUUAUUGAUUUUUCAUAAA